AUGGCAUCACAGUUCUUCGCAAUUGUUGCUGGAGUCGGGGCUGGAACUGGUGGCGCCGUUGCGAAGAGAUUUGCCCAAGCGUACCCAGUUGUUCUGCUUGCCCGAAAACCAGAGAGCUACAAUGACGUUGUCUCUGAAAUUCAGAAAGCCGGGGGCAAGGCUUUUGGAGUGACCACCGACACAGCGGAUGAAGCUUCGGUUGCGUCUGCUUUCGAGACCAUCAAGAAGGAGCUCCCUGACUCCAAGCUCGCUGCCGCAAUCUACAAUGUGGGUGGCGGCCGGGGCCUUAAGCCAUUCCUUGAGUUGUCAGUCGAAGACCUCGACUCAAGCUACCAGUCAAAUGCACGUGGCCUAUUCCUGUUCGCUCAGAAAGCUCUGCCGCUCCUCCUAGAGUCUGUUGAAGAGUCACCACAUCCGCCGUCCCUGAUCGUCACAGGCGCGACGGCAUCCCUUAGGGGAAGUGUACGUUUCUCAGACUUCGCUGCUGGCAAGUUUGCCAAGCGUGCCAUCACGCAAUCCCUGGCGCGAGAGUUUGGACCGAAAGGAGUUCACGUCGCACAUGCUAUUAUCGAUGGUGGUAUAGACAUUCCUCGCUUGAAGGACAGAGUUAUAAAUAAUGGGGCGCCAGACGGCAAGAUCAGCCCGGAUGCGAUUGCCGAGAGUUAUUGGCAUCUCCACACUCAGCACAGGUCUGCCUUCACACAGGAGCUUGACAUUAGACCUUAUGUCGAGAAGUUCUAG
This is a messenger RNA of Phaeoacremonium minimum UCRPA7, 741 nucleotides long. Its product is annotated as putative short chain dehydrogenase protein. The coding region runs from base 1 to 741 and encodes 246 amino acids. The transcript is spliced from 3 exons. Lineage: Eukaryota; Fungi; Ascomycota; Sordariomycetes; Togniniales; Togniniaceae. The record is from RefSeq and is a predicted model, not a curated record.